This is a messenger RNA of Labeo rohita (rohu), 2681 nucleotides long. RefSeq names its product protein phosphatase 2, regulatory subunit B', gamma b (gene ppp2r5cb). NCBI's taxonomy places the organism in Eukaryota, Metazoa, Chordata, Actinopteri, Cypriniformes, Cyprinidae. Gene Ontology annotation, molecular function: protein phosphatase activator activity. Gene Ontology annotation, cellular component: cytosol; protein phosphatase type 2A complex; nucleus. The record is from RefSeq and is a predicted model, not a curated record. The coding region runs from base 140 to 1873 and encodes 577 amino acids. Gene Ontology annotation, biological process: protein dephosphorylation; signal transduction. The transcript is spliced from 16 exons.
AGUUCAGUUUAGUCUGCUAAUGCACGAGUGUGAGUGUGUGUGAUCUCUCACAAAACACACACACACGCGCGCGCGCGCUCUGAGUGACUGACAGCGGCUCUCAUUGACUGCCUGCAGGAAACACACGCGUCUGAGUGCCAUGCCGAAUAAAACCAAGAAAGACAAGGAUUCACCGAAAUCUGCAAAAGUGGGUAAAACGGGAGGGCAGGAAAACUCAGAGCAUGAGGGUUCGAAUAAGAAGGGCGCCAACAGCGUCCCACCCACCACACAACUGCUGAAGGGCAAAGCGGCCGGAUCUCAGGCUCCGGCGAAGAAGGAGAAGAGGCCGAGCUCGUCCAGAUUCAGCCUGAGCAACAAUCGAGAGCUACAGAAACUGCCGGCCUUCAAAGAUGUUCCUCCCGCCGAGCAGGAGAAGUUAUUUGUGCAGAAGCUGCGUCAGUGCUGCGUGCUCUUCGACUUUGUGUCCGACCCCUUGAGCGACCUGAAAUGGAAGGAGGUGAAGCGGGCGGCGCUCAGCGAGAUGGUGGAGUACAUCACUCACAACAGGAACGUCAUCACCGAGCCCAUCUAUCCUGAGGUGGUUCACAUGUUUGCAGUCAACAUGUUUAGGACGUUACCGCCGUCAUCCAACCCCACCGGCGCAGAGUUUGACCCAGAGGAGGAUGAACCCACGUUAGAGGCGGCCUGGCCACACCUGCAGCUCGUCUAUGAAUUUUUCCUGCGAUUUUUAGAGUCACCAGACUUUCAACCAAACAUAGCCAAGAAAUACAUCGACCAGAAGUUUGUGAUGCAGCUCCUGGAGCUGUUCGAUAGUGAAGACCCUCGAGAGCGAGACUUCCUGAAGACGACUCUCCACCGCAUCUACGGGAAGUUCCUGGGUCUCAGAGCUUACAUCAGGAAACAGAUUAAUAACAUUUUCUAUAGGUUCAUCUAUGAAACAGAGCAUCAUAACGGAAUAGCCGAACUACUGGAAAUAUUAGGAAGCAUCAUUAACGGCUUCGCCUUACCGCUGAAAGAAGAGCACAAAAUCUUCCUUUUAAAAGUUUUGUUACCUUUGCAUAAAGUCAAGUCCCUCAGUGUUUAUCACCCACAGCUGGCUUACUGUGUGGUUCAGUUUCUAGAGAAGGACAGCACACUUACUGAGCCGGUGGUGAUGGCUCUUCUGAAAUACUGGCCAAAGACUCACAGUCCAAAGGAAGUGAUGUUUCUGAAUGAGCUGGAAGAGAUUCUGGACGUCAUCGAGCCGUCAGAGUUUGUUAAAGUGAUGGAGCCGCUAUUCAGACAGCUGGCCAAAUGCGUCUCCAGUCCACAUUUCCAGGUUGCGGAGCGAGCUCUCUACUACUGGAAUAACGAGUACAUCAUGAGUUUAAUCAGCGAUAAUGCGGCGAGGAUCCUGCCCAUCAUGUUUCCCUCACUGUACCGAAACUCCAAAACCCACUGGAAUAAGACGAUCCACGGGCUGAUCUAUAACGCUCUGAAGCUCUUUAUGGAGAUGAAUCAGAAGCUGUUUGACGACUGCACACAACAGUUCAGAGCUGAGAAAAACAAAGAAAAGGCGAAGUGGAAAGAGCGCGAGGAGGCGUGGAUCAAGAUCGAGAAUCUCGCCAAAUCAAACCCACAGUUUCUCAUGUACAUCGACUCCACCAGCCUCAGCAGUCCGAUGGAUAUGGAGACAGACGGCCCGAUCAUUGAGGAUGUCAUGAUGCUAAAGAAAACUGUAGAAGAAGAAGCCACUCAGAUCCACAGAGACCAGCGUAAAGAACGUCCCCUGAUGCGACGCAAGUCGGAGCUGCCUCAGGAUAUGUCCACCAUGAAGGCCCUGGAGACGCACCGGCGUGCCGAAGACAUGAUCGGCGCCCAGGACGGCCACUAGAGGACCACAGACGCCCGAAACCCAGCCCAGCCCAAUCCAGUCCAGUCUCAGCCGCCGCGCACGAGCCGGCCGCGUCCAGCACCGACGACGAACGCCGGCGGCGACGGCGGCGCAGGACGGCCCCGGUGUGACCCACAAACACACACACGAACCCGUUCUGCCCUCCAGAACCGACCGCGCCGGAGCCCGUCCCACAUCCAGACCCCCUCGACCCGCGCUAGUCUAGUCCCGCCUCAUCCUCUUUUCCGCUUUCAUCGUCCGAUUGUCUCUUUUAGGCCGAACCGCAGACACCGGAGCACUCGUAUUCGGGGCGAGCGAACGAUUCUCAGGACGUUCGGAUCUCGUCGGCGGUUCGUGUCUUUGGCGUUUGAAUCGCGCUGGUCUCGCCAGUGCAAAAUCCCCUUCCGUUUUUGUCCAGAUACUUGGCAAUAAGUUCGUCCAGGGAGAUUUUGGUUGUUCAAACAAUGGCCUUACGGUGGUUAAUUAGUUUUUAGAUGAGCAUUAAAGCUUUUUAACAGGCAAUAGCGAAGGCUUUCUUCACCCAGUUCGACCAAGCCUUUAUUUGCAUAGAGUGCCUUUUUAGAUAAAGGAAAAAGUAUUUUGCGUCUGGCAUUUCGUGCUGGCUUUCCCGGACAAGCCCAACAGAAGAGAAAUUCUCCUGAUAAACUUGAACGAAUCCCUCUGAACCAUUGUUUGAACUUCCAUUGGGUUUCGCCUGGUCGGAGCUACGGUGCAGUUCUCUCUCUGCGUUCGUCCGUGCCGUGAUUUCAGAUGCUCGCAGGUUUUUAUUCUCGGCCCGUAUAAGCUU